Molecule: messenger RNA, 1029 nt
Organism: Thelazia callipaeda (thelaziosis nematode)
Lineage: Eukaryota; Metazoa; Nematoda; Chromadorea; Rhabditida; Thelaziidae
Source: the annotation of a GenBank genome assembly
CUUACAGCACUUAUCAAUGGUAUUUCAGUAUUUGAUUAACAAUAAACGUUGUUGGGGUUAUGAACCAAAUUGUGACCGGAGUAACAGUUAUUCGUUUCAAAAAAUAAAAUGUUUGGAGACAGAUUAUUGGAAUCCGGGUACUUCAGAGUCAGUACUGGAUAUUUAUAAAAAACAAGGCGAUUUCGAGAAGUUGAAAGAAAUUCUGAAUACUAUUAAACCGAUUUGCAGUUCAAACAGUGCAGAAGGAAGCUUUCUGGAAUGCUCCGAUCACUUAAGAUUUUGUCGAGCAAGAAAUAUUUAUUUCAACUUAGAAAAUUUGAACGCUCAAACUUCGAAAAGAUAUCGUAAUGAUGUUAUUCGGGAAGGCGAAGUCGGUGGUAAAUGUGAUUUGAAAUUCGACAGAAAACUGUUAUUGAGUAGACUAGAUGAAAAAAGUUAUUUGCAGAGUUGGGCUCAUGAAUUGGAAAAUUUUGUAUCUUAUUCUGGUUUUCGAAUUGAUAAAGAACAUUGUGAUGUAAUUUUCGAGAAUCCGACGGUGCUGAUAAAAUUGGAUGCGUCAGUUAGCAUGUACCACCACUUCUGUGAUUUUAUUAAUCUUUAUGCAAGCCAGCAUGUUAAUGGUUCUAUUGAUAUGAAUAUCGACAUUAUGUGGUGGGAUACAUGGCUAGGAGGUUUUGUGGAUUCCUUAUUUGGAGAAACAUGGAAAGCUUUCACUAUUAAUAAACCUUAUGAAUUAAUUAAUUUUGACAAAAAAACAGUUUGUUUCCGGAAUGUCAUGUUCUCAAUGCUUGCACGGCAGAGAUUUGGCUUGUACUACAAUAUCCCAUUAGUUGAUGGCUGUAGAGGAAGUGGUUUGUUUCAUGCAUUCUCUCAGCAUAUUCUUAAUCGACUAUCUAUCCGGCAGCAUGGACCGAUAUUAGAUAAAGUUCGUGUAACUUUACUGUCAAGAAGCACUCCGUUUAGGAGGAUAACAAAUGAAGAUGAAGUAAGCUUCGCUUUCUUCUACAUUUUUGUAGUUUACUUUUAAAU